Molecule: messenger RNA, 300 nt
Organism: Dromaius novaehollandiae (emu)
Lineage: Eukaryota; Metazoa; Chordata; Aves; Casuariiformes; Dromaiidae
Gene: G0S2
Product: G0/G1 switch 2
Exons: 1
Coding region: 1-300 (99 amino acids)
Source: RefSeq, a predicted model, not a curated record
AUGCAUGAGCUGAUCCCCUUUGCCAAAGAAAUGCUCAGCCAGAAGCCCAACAGGAAAAUGGUCAAGCUGUAUAUGCUGGGCAGCGUGCUGGCUUUCUUUGGUGUGGUUAUUGGUCUGGUGGAGACAGUGUGCAGUCCUUUCACCUCUGAAGAGAGGCUAGAGGAGGAGGAGGAGGAGGAGAAGAAGGCUGCCCCAACACAAGAGCAAGUGAAACAGAAACAGGAGAAUUUGAUCUUGGAAAAGAGCAAGAAACCAGCAGUGAUGCAAAGGAGCCUGGUGACCAGACAGCAUGCCUCCUAG